Molecule: messenger RNA, 1488 nt
Organism: Hirsutella rhossiliensis
Lineage: Eukaryota; Fungi; Ascomycota; Sordariomycetes; Hypocreales; Ophiocordycipitaceae
Product: cytochrome p450 domain-containing protein
Exons: 5
Coding region: 1-1488 (495 amino acids)
Molecular function (GO): oxidoreductase activity, acting on paired donors, with incorporation or reduction of molecular oxygen; iron ion binding; monooxygenase activity
Source: RefSeq, a predicted model, not a curated record
AUGAGCUUCUAUCCCAGCGAGCAUUCAACACACAUGUACGGGUCCGUCAUCGGCAUCGCCCUCGGGCUGGUGUUCCUUCGGACCGUGGCCAAGGUCCUCCGAGCGCCCACGUCGCGCGUCCCAGGGCCCUGGUAUUCGAAAUGGACAAGCCUCGUCCUCGACUUUUACUUCCUCACGGGCAAGCGAAGCUUCUACGUGCACGCGCUCCAUCAGCAGUACGGGCCCGUCGUCCGCAUCGCGCCAAAUGAGAUAGACAUCACCGACCUCGAGGCCGUCAAAACAAUAUACAGCACCAAGGAGACAUUCCGCAAGUCCAACUUUUACCGCCGCAUCGUCGCGCAGGACCAGCAGUCCAUGUUCUCGACCGUCGACAUCGACUUCCACCGCCGGCACCGCAGGCUCCUCGCCAGCCCCAUGUCGGAAUCGUCGUUGAAAUCCAUGACGGCGCGGGUCGACGCUCGAGCGCAGCUGGCCGUGGAGAAGAUGGGCCAAGAAAUGAAGUCCCGAGGCGCGACUGAUGUCUUCAAAUUCUGGUUGUUCAUGGCCACCGAUGUCAUCGGCGAACUCACGUUUGGCGACUCCUUUCGCAUGUUAGAGCUCGGCCACAAGAAUGAAUACGUUGGUGAGCUGGAGCGAGUCGGCCGAAUGGGCGCCCUCCGCGCCACUUUUCCCUCGCUGGUGGGUUUUAGCAGAAUAAUUCCGUUGCCUAUUUUCAGACAAGCACAAGAGGCCAGUCAAAACCUGAGGCGCUACGCGAGCGAAUCCCUAGACCGGUAUCGAAGGCUUGUCGUGGCCAGCCCCGACCUAGUGCAGCAGACACUCUUCACCAAGCUCUUCAAGGCGGAAAAGGAGGACACGAUGCCAUUUAACGAGAUACGAGACGAGGCGCUCUCAUACCUGGUGGCAGGAAGCGACACGACGAGCAAUACCUUGACGUUUCUGACCUGGUCUGUCUGUCGCAAUCCUCGGCUUCGCGCUUCGUUGGUUGAGGAGUUGCAAAAGCUGCCCGCCGACUUCACCGAAGCGCAACUGCGAGACCUCCCACUCCUUAACCACAUCAUCGACGAGACGUUACGCCUAUAUUCGGCCGCUCCAUCGGGCCUACCGCGUGUUGUGCCGCCAGGAGGAAUAGAGCUGGCGGGAUAUUGGUUCGACGAGGGCACCGUCGUCUGCGCCCAGGCCUACAGCAUGCAUCGUGAGAGCACCAUCUAUCCCAACCCAGAUGCAUUUGUCCCCUCGCGAUGGGCAGAGCCCACAAAGGCCAUGAAGGAGGCAUACAUGCCAUUUGGUCGUGGUCCUCGAGUCUGUAUUGGCCAGCAUCUCGCGCAAAUCGAGCUCCGCCUGGCCACGGCUCGAUUCUUCCUUGCUUUUCCCGAGGCUAAAAUGUCGUCGCUGGAGGGUAUGUCGGACCUCGACAUGGAGCCCCGAAUUCACUUUUUGCUGGCUCCAUCUGGCAGCCGCUGCCUCGUGCAAGCCCAAGCCAGAUAA